Messenger RNA from Pieris macdunnoughi, 435 nucleotides. NCBI's taxonomy places the organism in Eukaryota, Metazoa, Arthropoda, Insecta, Lepidoptera, Pieridae. The record is from the annotation of a GenBank genome assembly.
AUGGGAUUUUCUCGUAGUAUAAAAGCACUGUCGAGAAGUAUUGUCGCCGAACCCCGCGACAUCAUCCCCGAUCCCAACCGACGACUCUCAGAUCUUCUCGCCGUCACAAGUGCGGAAGAGGAUCUCUCAUCUGUGACUCAGGAAGGCUCCAGGACCGGUAGCAUCACCCACCAGGCACUGCGUCAUCUGACCAUGAGGUGGAUAGUCGCGCUGGCGCGCUUCUUCACGGGGAUUCGUCGGUUCGUAAACUUCCCCAGGACACGGAAAGAGGGCAAGGUGCAAGGUGAUCCUACUAUCGAAGCCCGGGAAGGACUCGACCCCCGAGUGCCGAAAGUUCAAAUUCCGCGGCGAGCACAGCACGAUGCUGCAGCUGUCAAAGGUGCUCUACACUGCAGCGGCGACCGUAACAAAAAGGAUGAUGCUGAAGUGAUGUGA